AACCAAUUCAAUCAACUUAUUUUAACUCAGGAUCAUCACAUCGACAUGUAUAACGGAUCAGAAACAACACCAGGGUUUUAUCUUCUUGUAAGGGUGAGUGAACUUUCGAUGAUCAAUUAAAUUACAAGAAAUAUGUAAGCUAGUAAAACAAAUAUAGAACUGAAUACUUAUCACGUAAUGAGCACACGAAUGCAACUAUUUGUUUUAAAUACCUCUCAAACCUUUAACUAUUAGUUUUCGACGAGCCAGAAGUAGGUCCGAAAGAGUAGAUAGCAAUUAAGUUAUUUCAGAACUUAUGAAGUAGCUUUGUACUUUCUAGUAAUAAAUUUGUCACAUGUACGCCAAAACAUGCUCGAAUCAAAUGGAAACAAACAUUGAUCGUACAUUUCAAACGUGUCGAUUACCAGUAAAAAUCCGUUUCGAGUUUGUCUCGCUGCAUAAAACCCUGAGUCCUUUCGAGUGACACAAUGGAUCGAAAUUAACGUAAUCUUUUCAUUAAUUACUGUCAAAAAUGCCCCAUGUAAGAUAGAAUCACUUCAGCAAAAUGGUAUCAAAGUAAUAGGGAUACAUACAUGGUUGAUUGCAAAAAAUCCUAUCGAUAAAACCAAUUUCGGCAAAAAGUUUUUCAAUCAGAUUGAAAAAUUGUCUCUUUAAAUUAGUGCAUUUUGACAACUGAUGCGAUCAGCCAGGACCUCGUGGGAAAUUUAUCCAUCUGAGUGCGCUAUAUUGUUUCUGUGCACGUAUAGUCCAAGAUGACGUCAAUAUAAGCAAUCUCUGGAAAUAAAACAUCAUGCCCACGCUAAAUACGGUAUUAAUUAAACACAAAAUAACAAUCGCUAUAAACACUUCACGUUAAUAUCGCCAGUCUUUUCUAGAUAAAGCUUGAGUGAUCAUGAACUAACUCGGUGUAGAAAUUCUCAUCGAGACUAUUGAAGGAGUCAUAACAACUCUUAGAUUGAAAAUAUCCCAGAACUCGCCGCCAUUGAAGAUUGGCAUGGAUAUCUGCUUCAAACAUACAGCCAUGUGGGCAGAUCCCUAACAGCGAAACGAAAAGGCUGCUGCGGACGAAUCUUCCGUUGCGGCUUGUCCGCUGACCCACCAGGUUCGAAUGAUCUGCAAGCUGAAGAACAUCGAGCCAUUAAUCAUGCCCUUCAACAUCCAAAAGAAGUCCAAGGAGUUUCUUGAAAUCAAUUCUACUGGGAAAGUCCCUGUUCUUGUUCAUCAGCUUAAUCCAGACGAGGCCUUGGUUCUUGAUGAUCCUCUACUCAUCGCCAAGUAUCUGGAAGAAAGGUUCCCGAACCCGCCUAUCAGAAGUAACAACAGAGAGGCUAUUGUCGCUGGUAGCAAUAUCUUCCAAAAAUUUUGCGCCCUCAUCAAAAAUAAUGACCCCGCAAAAGAUCCCGGUCUUCAAACAGCCCUGCUGAAGAAAUUGGAGGAGUUGAAUUCCUUUCUGCUGGGCAGUGAUAGUUCUUUUAUGGAAAGUGAUUCUUUGAGAUUCUCCGACUGUAGCUUGUUACCCAAGCUCCUCCUCGUUCGCGUGGCUGCUAAAGAAUUGAAGGGCCUGGAGAUACCAGGGAAGUUCGAAGGAGUCUGGGACUAUAUUCAUGCUGGCGAGAAACAAGUGGUGUUCCGGGACACGUGCCCGUCAGAUGAGCUAAUCAAAGAGCAUUGGUCCAGGAAGUUUGCAACUGUGCCUUUGUUAGAGGGCUACGAAAGAAAACUUUAGAGUGUUAGCGGCUAGAUAACACAAGUUAAGUGCGGAACGAACAUUUUAAGAUAAUGCUUCAAGAAGAACAACCGAGUCGCGUCUUCUAUGAGGCUUGAUAGACUUGAUACCAGUACAAUAAAUUGGACUUACUUAUCUUCAUGGCAUGCUCCCUCGUUUCCAAGCUUCCUCUCUAUAUCUUACGCGAAGAGAUUCCUACGAACAAAGUCAUAAAGUAUCGUGGAGCUAUAAUAGUGAUCCUCUGUAGAUUCGCUUUGAUUAAUUAUCUUAACACACGGCUCUGCGCUGAAACACAAAGACUACCGCGAUAACGGUUAUUCUAUCGAAGGAAAAUCAUAAUUGGCUUCACUGAUAAGCUUAAAAAUAUUCCUAAAUUGCUCUAUUACUUCUUUUAUAAAAAAAUCGACAUCGAGCUUUGGCAGUUCAAAACAAUUGGUCCCUUUAUUGAAAUUUCAAAGUGUUCGUAUAAUCGCUCGUUGUUUAUGCGCCAUUAGCCUUGCGUAACAGCCGCUCUGCUAAUUACACAAUCUUAACCGCUAAAUAGGAUAAUAAGUGUGAGCUUCAAAUAUAUGGACGUGUCUAUCAUCUACGCCACUCCUAAAUUGCUUCGUCGAUCGAGAGACCUGAAGGAGAAGAUCGAAGAAUGACUGUAAAUAGCUCUUCAGUUGUCUAGGUACACAGUGCUGCUGCUCAAAUUUGCUUGAUUUACACGUAAAAAUAUUUUUGGUCUUGAUAACUACACUGAACGUAAAAUGUGGAUUUGCAUUUUCGUAACACAGGUCUUAAAAUAAGUCGUUUCCAAAUAUAGCUUGUUCUGCUGUGCAUAAGGCCGGUUGUCUGCUUUUCUUUCUUAAUUAGCGAUCACUUAAACCAACGCAUUUAAGAGGGGAUUUAAUGUCGUUAGCUCACUACCAGCUCACUCAACAUUAGUGCCUUCCCUGGUGCGUUGUGGUCGUUUUUGUUAUCCAUUCUGAUGACAUGGCCACAACUGCAAAGGCAACUUCAUUACUGGUAUUAUUUCAAUGCUCUUUUACCUGUAAGAAUUACUUCACUUUUGGCUUGUUCACUAUGGUAUAUAGAUGUUGUUGUUUGUUUCAGUUGUGACUAGGCCAGAAACAACUUAUCAAUGAAGUGAAUGAUUCAGAACUUUAAA
Molecule: messenger RNA, 2879 nt
Organism: Pocillopora damicornis (cauliflower coral)
Lineage: Eukaryota; Metazoa; Cnidaria; Anthozoa; Scleractinia; Pocilloporidae
Product: chloride intracellular channel protein 2
Biological process (GO): chloride transport
Cellular component (GO): cytoplasm; membrane
Molecular function (GO): chloride channel activity
Source: RefSeq, a predicted model, not a curated record